UCAUCAUAUAGAUUCAAGUCAUCCUCCUCAAAACAGAGCACGUCUUCUGAACCCGAUCAUCAUCAUCAUCAUAAUCAAUCCGGGUCUUUAAUCCCUAGACUCGGUAGCAAGUAUCGAUCAUUGAGCUUUGAUUCGGGUCUCCUCGUGAUUGUUAAUAAUCAGAGGUUCGAGUCUCCGACAAGGUUGGUGAUGGCAACCUCUGCCUCAAACUCCGACAGGAAGAUCGUUACCGGUCCAGCCGGUUACGUUCUCGAAGACGUUCCUCAUUUCUCCGAUUACAUCCCAAACCCUCCUACAUAUCCAAAUCCAUUACAAGACAACGCUGCUUACUCUGUUGUUAAGCAGUACUUCGUUGAUGAGGAUGACACGGUUCCUCAGAAGAUCGUUGUUCAUCCUGAUAGUCCAAGAGGAACACAUUUCCGCAGAGCAGGACCACGUCAAAGGGUUUACUUUGAUUCGGAUGAUGUUGUUGCGUGCAUUGUUACAUGUGGUGGCUUGUGUCCAGGUCUUAAUACUGUGAUCAGAGAAAUCGUUUGUGGAUUGUCUUACAUGUAUGGUGUCAAGAAAAUCCUUGGAAUUGAGGGAGGUUACAGAGGCUUCUACGCUAGGAACACGAUCGAUUUGGAUUUGAAAACAGUGAAUGAUAUUCAUAAACGUGGAGGAACCAUCCUGGGGACUUCAAGAGGUGGUCACGACACUACCAAGAUAGUUGAUAGUAUUCAAGAUCGUGGGAUUAACCAGGUUUAUAUAAUCGGUGGAGAUGGAUCACAGAAAGGAGCAGCUGUUAUAUUCGAGGAGAUUAGGAGACGUGGACUCAAAGUUGCUGUUGCAGGGAUCCCCAAAACAAUCGACAAUGACAUUCCUAUUAUCGAUAGAUCGUUCGGGUUUGACACAGCUGUAGAAGAGGCUCAACGUGCUAUUAACGCAGCUCAUGUGGAAGCUACAAGCUUUGAGAAUGGUAUUGGUCUUGUCAAGUUAAUGGGACGUUAUAGUGGAUUCAUUGCGAUGUAUGCAACACUAGCCAGCAGAGAUGUGGACUGUUGCUUGAUCCCUGAAUCUCCAUUUUUUCUUGAAGGCAAAGGCGGACUUUUCGAGUUUAUAGGUAAACGGCUAAAGGAGAAUGGUCACAUGGUGAUUGUGAUAGCAGAAGGUGCUGGACAAGAUCUGUUGGCUGAAAGCAAUGAACAGUCCACAACCCUCAAAGAUGCUUCUGGAAACAAACUUCUACAAGACGUUGGCCUAUGGAUCUCCCAACGGAUCAAGGAUCAUUUUGCCAAGAAGAUGACCCUAAACCUGAAAUACAUAGAUCCAACCUACAUGAUAAGGGCUGUUCCGAGCAAUGCAUCAGACAAUGUAUGCUGCACGCUAUUAGCUCAAAGCGCGGUUCAUGGAGUGAUGGCUGGUUACAAUGGCUUCACCGUUGGCCUUGUUAAUGGCAGACAUACUUACAUUCCCUUCUAUAGGAUCACUGAGAAACAGAACAAGGUGGUGAUCACUGACAGAAUGUGGGCAAGGCUUUUGUCUUCGACAAACCAGCCUAGUUUCAUGAAGCACGAUGAUCACCACGAGCCAAACCAUUCUGGUGGUGAAGCAGGUGCCAUGAACUGGUGAAAACAACUCUCGUCUGACAAUCAUUUGUUUGGGAAAGAAAGUAAGGUUUCUUUAUUUUGAUAGAAGCUUCUCAAAAUGUUUUAUAAAAUCUUUCUUCACGCCAAAGAGAAAGAGAGAGAUAUACAUUUCCUCCUUGGAGAAGUUCAUACAGUUAUAAUUGUGAUAAAUCCAUGUAUUAAACUUUGGAGUGAUCUUGCACUUACCAAACUGUAAUUUACACUUAUAAUAACAAAUCUAUAAGGAAAUGUUUUGGUUCAACU
Raphanus sativus (radish) is the source of this 1871-nucleotide messenger RNA. RefSeq names its product ATP-dependent 6-phosphofructokinase 1. Gene Ontology annotation, cellular component: cytoplasm. The coding region runs from base 190 to 1611 and encodes 473 amino acids. Gene Ontology annotation, biological process: fructose 6-phosphate metabolic process; glycolytic process. NCBI's taxonomy places the organism in Eukaryota, Viridiplantae, Streptophyta, Magnoliopsida, Brassicales, Brassicaceae. The transcript is spliced from 12 exons. The record is from RefSeq and is a predicted model, not a curated record. Gene Ontology annotation, molecular function: ATP binding; 6-phosphofructokinase activity.